AUGGAAAUGCAACUUGAGGACCUGAAGCAGCAGCUAGAAAAGCAAUGUAUGAUCAACCAGGAGCUGCAGAGGCAAAAUAAAGACCUGGAACAACGACUGCAGGAGAAAGAAAAAGUCUUGCAGGAACUUCAGAGUCAGUAUCACGACCUGGAGUUUCCCUCCCACAGCGUUAAUGAGAUUGAACCGGAGGUCAGGAAGAGCCGUGCGGCUGUCAUUGCCCCCGAACCAAUCCGCGAGACCCUGGAGAUUACCCGCACCGGGGUCAAGAAAACUGUCAGUGAGACGGGUCUGAUAGUCAAAGCCAUCCAGAAGAACGACUUCCUGAGCCGCCUCGACGAUGAGCAAACGGCCAUGAUGGUGGACCUCUUAGUGGUAUCUAACGUCAAACCGGGGGAUGAAGUCAUUAAAGAGGGCUCUGAGGGAGACAGCAUGUACAUUGUGGCAGAUGGUGAGCUCCUUGUCACCCAGGCCGGCCGGGACCUCCGAACUCUAGCCCGUGGUGAUGUGUUUGGGGAGUUGGCCAUCCUGUACAACUGCAAACGGACAGCAACGGUCAAAGCAAAGACAGUGGUGCGUCUCUGGUGUAUGGAGCGACAGACCUACAGGACCAUCAUAACCAACAAGUCCAAGAAGAAACGGGAGCAGCUCAUGGGCUUCUUGAAGACGUCUCGUACUCUGAAGGACCUGAAUGACGUCCAGUUGUCCAAGAUCAUUGACUCCAUGGAGGAGGUGAAGUACCAGGACAAAGAGGUUAUAGUCCGAGAGGGAACUGAAGCGAACACAUUCUACAUCAUCCUCAAAGGAGAGGUCCUGGUGACGAAGAACGUGAAUGGGCAUCAGAAACAGAUUCGCACGAUGGGAAAAGGGGAGCAUUUCGGGGAACAAGCCCUCAUACGGGAAGUUUUGAGAACUGCCACCUGCACUGCUGACGGCCCCGUUACAUGCUUCUCCAUCGACAAGGAGGUAUUUGAAGAGACAAUUCCCAUAGAACACCUGGAACUGUUUGAUGACUCCAAAAUGCUGCAGGAGGCACAAGUUGCACAAAUGUUGAGUCCCACCUCCACUAUGAGGUUUAAAGAUCUGGUUCCUGUGCUGUACCAGGAGGGUCGCUACCAAGGAGAUCCUGUCACUCUUGGAAUUGGAGGGUUUGGACGUGUUGAUCUAAUGACCACAGUGAACCAUGGGAAAUAUUACGCCAUGAAGCGAGUCAGCAAGAAGCACAUUGUUGCCAAGAGACAGGAGGAGCACAUGCUGUUUGAGAAGAAGAUCCUUAAAGCCAUCCAGUGUGACUUCAUCGUCAGGCUUCAUGCUGCUUUCAAAGACACGCGAUACAUCUACAUGGUCAUGGAGUUCUGUGGUGGUGGGGAGAUCUGGACCAAACUCAAAGAAGUGGGGCGUUUUGACGAGCCCAUCGCUGUGUUUUGCACUGCCUGUGUGGUGGAGGCCUACGCCUACCUCCAUAAGAAGAGCAUCAUGUACAGAGACCUGAAGCCUGAGAACCUGAUGCUGGAUGUAAAGGGCUACGUCAAACUAGUGGACUUUGGUUUCGCCAAGGAGUUGGUGCGUGGUGAGAAAACCUACUCGUUUGUCGGUACGCCUGAGUACAUGGCCCCAGAGAUCAUCAAGAACCAGGGACAUGACUUUGCAGUUGACUUUUGGUCCCUUGGCAUCCUGAUCUAUGAGCUACUUGUGGGAAGCCCUCCCUUUUCAAGUUCAGAGCCCCAGAAGAUUUAUGCCAAAAUAUUGGACGGGGUGCUCAAGUAUCCACCUUACAUGAAUGAAGCAGCCAGGUCCAUUAUCAGUAAGCUGUGCAGACCCCGGCCAGGUCAGAGGUUAGGAAACACCAAGAAUGGCAUCAAAGAUGUCCGGCAUCACAGGUGGUUCAGCACUAUGAACUGGCACAAGCUGCGGAUGGGCCAGCUCGAUGCCCCCACGGUCAGGCUCAUACGCAAGGGCCCCUGCUACAUCAACUUUGAUCGUUUCCCUCUAGACCAGACGAAGGCGGAGGAGGAGUUCUCCGGGUGGGACCGUGAUUUCUGAUUAUGACUCCCGAGUUUAAAGGAUCCAGUGCCACAGGAUUCGCCCACACCACCCCGUUAUGGAGCCAAAUCAGAAUAAUUCCAGCUGACCUUGGCUUACUCGAGACUUUUAACUUCAGCCGGAGCAGAAACACUGCUAAAGCCACAUGAUGGUAGUAGAUGGUAGGAGCUCUAUAUUGAAAAAGCGUAACCCAUUUCAUACUAAUUGGAUUAUUAAAUUAGAGUGGAACUGCGGGGAAUCACCAAUUCCAGUAUAUUUAUUGAAGCAGAAAUAUGUGGGAGUGUUGUGGAAGAGGUCCGGACACUCUGUUUCCAAAUUCAGCGCAGGGAGAUUUGGUGCCUGACGAGGAAUUCUUAUUAACAUCAUCGGGAUGAUGCUCUUCACUGAGGAGAAUAAAACACCCGUUCGAGUGC
This is a messenger RNA of Xiphias gladius (swordfish), 2453 nucleotides long. It is a transcript of the gene prkg3, whose product is annotated as protein kinase cGMP-dependent 3. The transcript is spliced from 21 exons. The record is from RefSeq and is a predicted model, not a curated record. Bases 1 to 2040 code for a protein of 679 amino acids. Gene Ontology annotation, molecular function: ATP binding; cGMP-dependent protein kinase activity. Lineage: Eukaryota; Metazoa; Chordata; Actinopteri; Istiophoriformes; Xiphiidae. Gene Ontology annotation, biological process: protein phosphorylation.